This is a messenger RNA of Eriocheir sinensis (Chinese mitten crab), 648 nucleotides long. Its product is annotated as cuticle protein AMP1A-like. The coding region runs from base 114 to 566 and encodes 150 amino acids. The record is from RefSeq and is a predicted model, not a curated record. Gene Ontology annotation, molecular function: structural constituent of chitin-based larval cuticle. Lineage: Eukaryota; Metazoa; Arthropoda; Malacostraca; Decapoda; Varunidae. Gene Ontology annotation, cellular component: chitin-based extracellular matrix. The transcript has 3 exons.
CCUGGCCGCCAGUCGGUGGGUUCAGCGGAAAGGGAAGGUGCCGCUGCUACGCCGACCUAUAAAAGCCAAGCCCGCCGAGGACCCGACACCAGUUUCUUCCAAGAACUCUCAACAUGAAGUUUGUGAUCCUCGCCGCCCUGGCCGCCGUGGCCCUCGCCGCCCCCAGGCCCGACAAGCCCUAUGGUGCCUCCGCCGAGAGCGCCGAGUUCAUCCCCAUCCUGAAGGACGAGCGUGUCCAGGAGGACGACGGCAGGUACAACCUGGACGUGGAGACCGGCAACGGCAUCUUCCUCUCCCAGUCCGGCUCCCCCGACGGCCCCGACGGUUCCGUUGUCAAGUCCGGAGUCUACUCCUACACCGCCCCUGACGGCACACCCGUCGUAGUCAAGUUCGUCGCCGACGGUAACGGCUACCAGCCCGAGUCUGACCUGCUGCCCGUGGCCCCCGCCUUCCCCCACCCCAUCCCCCAGUUCGUGCUGGACCAGAUCGCUAAGGCCGCCGAGGAGGACGCCGCCCGCGCCCGCGGUGACUUUGACUCCUCCGAGGAGGGUUACAGAUACGAUUAGAUUGUAUAAUCUGAAUGUUAAACGGCAUGUGCUCUUCCGAUGUAUUUAUUUAUUUAUUUUAUAAAUAAAUAGUGAUAUUAUA